Molecule: messenger RNA, 235 nt
Organism: Pezoporus occidentalis (night parrot)
Lineage: Eukaryota; Metazoa; Chordata; Aves; Psittaciformes; Psittacidae
Product: PI-actitoxin-Afv2b-like
Exons: 2
Molecular function (GO): serine-type endopeptidase inhibitor activity
Source: RefSeq, a predicted model, not a curated record
CCCCCAGCUCCCUGCUGGCUGCCCCUGGCCGUGGGUCCCUGCCGCGCCGCGGUGCCGCGCUUCUGGUUCAACCACACCGGCGGCUCCUGCCAGGCCUUCGCCUACGGCGGCUGCGACGGCAACGCCAACAACUUCGCCACGGAGCGGGAAUGCCGGGAGCGCUGCGCCUCCCGCCGCUCCUUGCCUGGGCCCAGCGCUGCCUCCAGCUAUGCCGGUAACCACCUCCCCCCCCCUU